GGUGUGUAAUGUAUUGGGAAAAAGAAUGAGCAAUGAGGGGAGAAGAAGAGAAGGACAAGGAAAUAAGAGUUGUUUAAGUCAAAAUGGAAAAUUGAUUGGAUGGUGGGAGAGUAUACUAAUGCAGAGACAGAGGGGAAACACUUCAAGUGAGAUAGUAACGCAGCUGUCACUUGUGAUAUACUACAAAGCCCACACCAUCUCUUCCUUCUCUCUUUGGCCAGCAAAUUAGAGUUUGCAGCUGUCAGAUCUCUUUCUCUCUCCUCCACCACCACCCUUUUUCUAACUCCCUUUUCCUUUUCCCUUAAAACAAUAAAUUAUAUAUAUUUUUAUAAAACAACUCCCUUUUUUUUAAUUAUUUUUUCCUUUUCGUAUAUUUUUGUUUUAAUUAACUAACUCCUCUGUCACAAACAACCAUCAAAUUAUAACGAUACCACACCAUCAUAAACCAUACCCACCACCCCUUUCCCUCAGCCUCUCUUCAAAUUCAAUGAUUCUUGUGUCGUGAAGGGGCGUUGUUGAAUGGUGAAGUAGGACAAAUACAAGACCACACACAGAGAAAGAUAGAGAGAGAGAGAGAGCAGAAAACCAGAAGAGAAAAUGGCAGUGACAAGUCAAUAAGUAGAGAUCAGAAGAAACAAGACACCCUUUUGAGCUUAACUAGCUUUCAUGCAUAAACAAGGACACCUUUUUCUUCCCUUGACACCAUGGCUUACCCACAUUACCGAUCACAGUUCGGAGACACCACGUUCACCAAGGUCUUCGUUGGAGGCCUAGCUUGGGAGACUCCAACCGAAGAAAUGCGCAAAUAUUUUGAGCAGUUUGGUGAGAUUCUUGAAGCUGUCAUUAUCACUGAUAAGAACACAGGAAAAUCUAAAGGCUACGGAUUCGUAACAUUCCGUGAUCCAGAAUCAGCUAGAAGGGCAUGUGCUGAUCCAAACCCAGUGAUAGAUGGAAGAAGAGCAAAUUGUAACAUUGCUUCUCUCGGAAGACCUAGACCAUCACCACCAAGAGGAAGAGGUACAUUCCAAGGAGGAGCACCGGGAACAGCUUCAUACAGUGGUGUGCCGGCGGCAGGAGGACCGGCACUAGCACCGCCGCCGCCGCCACCACCACCACCGCUGGUGUACCCGCCAUAUGGCUACCCUACCUACACCCCUGAUUAUGGGUACCAUCAAGCCACAAUGUAUAACCCACAAAUUCAGCAACCACAAUACUACCAACAACUCUAUGGACCAUCCUCCUCCACCAUGGGUUCCCCAUAUUACUAUGGCUAUUCUGUGCAAGCACCAAGAAGUACCUUUUCCACACCCCAACCACAUCGCAUACCAGCUGGACCCUCUUAUCUAUACUACCCUACACCAAUGGAACCCUCAUUUUCUGCAUAUCGUCCACCACCUCAGUUGCAACAACUUCCAAUAAGGCAACCCCCUCCUUCCCCUACUGACUCACAGACUCAGCAACGUACCACGUCCGAGGCAGCAGGUGGAGUAGUUAUAACUUCAGAAAGUUCAAAUAGCCAAGGGAGGAACUGAUAAAUAUAUAUAGCUGCUAAGUUUCAACUGUAUAAUCUUCAAAUUAAAUUUUAUCACAUUAAUUCUUGAUCUUUUUCCACAUGAUCAUAUCUUCAUUUUUUUGGUCCACAUGCUGUAGCUUUUAGGAAAUAAUGGUUCGAAUCAGAUUAGUUGUGUUCCCCACAGCCAUGGCAUUCAAAAGUUGGACUAAUCUACUUCAUGGAGAUUGUCUUCAUUUCUCUUUUCCUUGUUUUCAAGGAGAUCUUCACUUAUAUCAUUUUUCCUAAUUACUUCUAUUUUCCUUUUAA
Messenger RNA from Vigna angularis (adzuki bean), 1819 nucleotides. RefSeq lists its product as uncharacterized. The transcript is spliced from 6 exons. The record is from RefSeq and is a predicted model, not a curated record. NCBI's taxonomy places the organism in Eukaryota, Viridiplantae, Streptophyta, Magnoliopsida, Fabales, Fabaceae. The coding region runs from base 705 to 1532 and encodes 275 amino acids. Gene Ontology annotation, molecular function: RNA binding.